Messenger RNA from Nicotiana tabacum (common tobacco), 716 nucleotides. RefSeq names its product acyl carrier protein 1, chloroplastic-like. Gene Ontology annotation, biological process: fatty acid biosynthetic process. Gene Ontology annotation, molecular function: acyl carrier activity. The record is from RefSeq and is a predicted model, not a curated record. Lineage: Eukaryota; Viridiplantae; Streptophyta; Magnoliopsida; Solanales; Solanaceae.
UUUCUUCUUUUCUGGAUAACUAGUGUUCAAAUUGUGAGUCAUCUUUGAAUCUUGAAACAAACUCAUUAUCUCCUCAUCACUACAGCCCCUGCAUUUCUUAUCUGUCUUUCUCCUAUUCCUAGUUGUUCAUAAAAUGGCUAGUGUUUCAGCUGCUUGUCUCAGAUUUGGGUGUUCACUCAAUCAGUCGUUCAAGACAUCACAGAUAAACGGAGGAAAUGCAGGUCUGAAGUUGGUUUCUGUAGGUUGGGCGAGGACUGCUGGUUUUCCUUCUCUCAGAACUUCCCGCUUCCGUGUUUCUUGUGCAAAGCCAGAGACAGUUGAGAAGGUAAUAAGCAUAGUGAGGAAGCAACUGGCUUUACCUGCAGACACUAAAGUUAUUGCUGAAUCUACGUUCAAUACGGACCUCGGCGCUGACUCUCUUGACACUGUGGAGAUUGUGAUGGCAUUGGAAGAGGAAUUUGGCAUUGCAGUAGAAGAAGAGAAUUCUGAGACUAUUGUAACAGUUCAAGAUGCUGCUGACUUGAUUGAAAAACUUGUUGAAAAGAAAGCAGCUUAAUUAGACAAAAUAGGAUGGAAAAAUUCGAGUCUUAGAGAGUGAGUUUAGCUCAAUUUUUAUUGGACUGAUUGUAAUUGAUAUUCUUGGAUUGCACACUUGCUAAGCAUUCUUUUUCCAACAUUUUGUUUUUGGAUAUCUGAAUAAUGACUUUUCUUUCAUA